AUGGCUUCCAAACUCAUCUCCAUCAUCGCCGGCGUCGGUCCCGGCACCGGAGCCGCCGUAGCCCGCAAAUUCGCAUCCGCAUACCCCGUGGUCCUCCUCGCCCGCAAGCCAGAAAGCUUCGAGUCCCUAGCCAAAGAAAUAAACUCCAACGGCGGCAAAGCAAUCGGCAUCAGCACCGACGUCUCCGACUCCUCAAGCCUCAAGAACGCCGUCGAAGCAAUCAAGAAAGAAUUCGGCCCGGACGUCGGCGCCGCAGCCGCAAUCUUCAACGCAAGCGGCGGCUUUCUGCGCAAACCCUUCCUUGAAAUCCCCGGGUCUGCGUUCCAGGAUAGUUUCGCCGUUAGCGCCAUGGGCUCGGUACUAUUCUCGCAGUCUUUCCUGCCCCUCUUGCUCAGAGGCGUGGAACUCAAGGCCGAGCAUCCGCCGUCUCUGAUCUUCACGGGCGCCACGGCGUCGGUUAAGAGCAGCGCGUUGAUGGCGAGCUUUUCGACGGGGAAGUGGGCGGUGCGCGCGCUGAGCCAGAGUCUGGCGAAGGAGUUUGGGCCCCAGGGUGUGCAUGUUGCGCAUGCGAUUAUUGAUGGUGUUAUUGAUACGCCGAAGACGAAGGAGUGGCUGAAGGAUAUGCCGUCUGAGGCUAAGUUGAGCGCUGAUGCGAUUGCGAACGAUUACUGGUGGCUGCAUACGCAGCCUAAGACUAACUUUACUUGGGAGAUUGAUCUGAGGCCUGCUGUUGAGAAGUGGUAG
Dothidotthia symphoricarpi CBS 119687 is the source of this 744-nucleotide messenger RNA. RefSeq names its product NAD(P)-binding protein. The transcript has 2 exons. The coding region runs from base 1 to 744 and encodes 247 amino acids. NCBI's taxonomy places the organism in Eukaryota, Fungi, Ascomycota, Dothideomycetes, Pleosporales, Dothidotthiaceae. The record is from RefSeq and is a predicted model, not a curated record.